Molecule: messenger RNA, 3324 nt
Organism: Cinclus cinclus
Lineage: Eukaryota; Metazoa; Chordata; Aves; Passeriformes; Cinclidae
Gene: KIF23
Product: kinesin family member 23
Exons: 23
Coding region: 1-2580 (859 amino acids)
Biological process (GO): microtubule-based movement
Cellular component (GO): nucleus; microtubule; kinesin complex
Molecular function (GO): microtubule binding; ATP hydrolysis activity; microtubule motor activity
Source: RefSeq, a predicted model, not a curated record
AUGAAGGCGGCUAGGGCCAAGACGCCGCGGAGGCCGAAGAAAGCCACGAACCCCGCGCUGAAGGACCCGGUGGGGGUGUACUGCCGGGUGCGCCCUCUCAGCCGCUCGGAUCAGGAAUGCUGCAUCGAGGUCGUCAGCAGCACCACGGUGCAGCUCCAUCCUCCCGAGGGAUUCCGCGUGUUCCGCAACGGCGAGUACCGCGAGAUGCAGUAUUCCUUCAAGGAAGUUUUUGGAACUCUGGUGGUGCAGAAGGAGCUCUUUGACGUGGUGGCCAAACCUCUGGUGGAGGAUUUGAUCCGGGGAAAAAACGGUCUCCUGUUCACCUAUGGAGUGACAGGCAGUGGGAAGACCCACACCAUGACAGGAUCUCCUGGGGAUGGGGGGCUCCUGCCCCGCUGCCUGGCCAUGAUCUUCAACAGCAUCGGCCCCUUCCAGGCCAAGAGAUUCGUUUUCAAGCUGGAUGACAAGAAUGGGGUGGAUGUGCAGAGCGAGGUGGAGGCUCUGCUGGAACGCCAGAGGAGAGAAGCCCUGCCCAUCCCAAAAACUCCAGCUGGGAAGAGGCAGCUGGAUCCCGAAUUUGCCGACAUGAUCGAUGUCCAGGAUCAGUGCCGGGUGGAGGAGGUGGACGAGGACAACGUCUACGGCGUCUUCGUGUCCUACAUCGAGAUCUACAACAACUACAUCUACGACCUGCUGGAGGAGGCUCCCCUGGACUCCAUCAAACCCAAGUGGAACAGUUGCAACACUCCUGUGAGAAAUGGAGACUUUGUACCUCCCCAGUCCAAAAUCCUUCGGGAAGACCAGAACCACAACAUGUACGUGACGGGCUGCACCGAAGUGGAGGUCAAAUCCACAGAGGAAGCUUUUGAAGUCUUUUGGCGAGGGCAGAAGAAGCGGCGGAUCGCAAACACGCAGCUGAACCGGGAAUCCAGUCGCUCCCACUCCGUGUUCAUCAUCAAACUGGCACAGGCUCCUCUGGAUGCUGAUGGGGACAACGUCCUCCAGGAAAAGGAGCAGAUCACCCUGAGCCAGCUGUCCCUGGUGGAUCUGGCAGGAAGUGAGAGAACCAACAGGACCAAAGCCGAGGGGAACAGGCUGCGGGAGGCAGGGAAUAUCAACCAGUCAUUGAUGACUUUAAGGACGUGCAUCGAGGUUCUGCGGGAAAACCAAUUGUAUGGAACGAACAAGAUGGUUCCAUACAGAGAUUCCAAACUGACUCAUCUCUUCAAGAACUAUUUCGAUGGAGAGGGGAAAGUUCGGAUGAUUGUGUGUGUGAAUCCCAAGGCUGAGGACUACGAGGAAAGCCUGCAAGUGAUGCGUUUUGCAGAGAUGACCCAGGAGGUGGAGGUGGCCAGGCCCGUGGACAGACCCCUGUGCGGGCUGACCCCGGGACGGCGCCUCCGGAACCAGCCUGCAGGACCAGAGGAGCCAUCUGCUGCUGAGCUGUUUUUCCAGAGCUUCCCUCCCCUGCCUUCCUGCGAGCUCUUGGAUAUCAAUGAUGACCAAACUCUCCCAAAACUGAUCGAGGCCCUGGAGCAGCGCCACAAAAUGAGGCAGAUGCUGGCAGAGGAAUUUGCCAAAAACGUUCUUGCCUUUAAAACAAUGCUGCAAGAAUUUGACUCUGGUGUGGCAUCCAAGGAAAAUUAUAUCCAAGGAAAACUGGCUGAGAAGGAGAAAACCAUCACAGGGCAGAAGACAGAGCUGGAACGUCUGGAGAAGAAGAUUAAAACCUUGGAAUACAAGAUUGAGAUUUUGGAGAAGACAGCCACGAUUUACGAGGAGGACAAGAGGAACCUGCAGCAGGAGCUGGAGAGCAAGAGCCAGAAGCUGCAGCGGCAGGCGUCGGACAAGAGGAGGCUGGAGGCCAGGCUGCAGGGAAUGGUGGCUGAGACCUCCCUCAAGUGGGAGAAGGAAUGUGAGCGGCGGGUGGCAGCCAAGCAGCUGGAGAUGCAGAACAAACUGUGGGUGAAGGAUGAGAAGCUGAAGCAGCUCAAGGCCAUCGUCACCGAGCCCAGAGUGGAGAGACCCGAGAGGCCUUCCCGGGAAAGGGAUCGGGAAAAGCCUCUCCCGAGAUCCGUGUCUCCUUCCCCCGUGCCCGGUGCUCCGGCGGCUCCGCUGCGGCCGCGGCGUUCCCGCAGUGCCGGGGAGCGCUGGGUGGAUCACCGGCCGCCGUCCCACGUGCCCACGGAGACGCUGCUGCAGCCGCGCGUGCCCAGGGCCAUCACCGUGGACUCGCCCAGCGAGCGAGCCCUGGCCAGGUGUGACCGGUACCUGCUGACCCACCAGGAGCUCGCCUCCGACGGAGAGAUCCAGACCAAGCUCAUCAAGGGGGACGUGUUCAAGACCAGGGGUGGGGGCCAGGCCGUGCAGUUCACGGACAUCGAGACCCUCAAGCAGGAAUCUCCCACCGGGCGGAAGCGCCGCUCGUCCCCUCCCAGGCCCGACCCUGCCGGGGACACCGCGGACUCGGAAUGGACGGAUGUGGAAACCAGGUGUUCCGUGGCCGUGGAGAUGAGGGCGGGAUCGGCGCUGGGACCGGGAUUGCAGCACCACGCCCAGCCCAAGCGCAGGAAACCCUGAAUUUUUCCUGCUGGAAUCCUGGAUUUUCCCAGCCUGAGGAAUUCUCUGCUGCCACUGCUCCUCAGGAGCUGCUUUGUGCUCAUUCCCAGAGGUUUUUUUAGGGAAGUUGGGAAAUUAUUCCAUAGGUGAUCCCAAAGAAGUUCUGCAUGGAUCCAUCCUCUUCCAUAGAUUUAGGGAAAUCCUAAAGGUCCCUCUGGAAUUCCAAACGGAGCUGGAUCCUUACAGACCGAGCCACCGGGCUUUUCCCUGGGAGAUUUUUCCAGCUUUUUCCCAGUUGUUUUUUUUUUUUAGUCCCAAAUCCAUCUUUUUCUGGUCAUUCCCUCUUUUUUUGGGAGACCCAACCGCUGCUAUUCCGAGCUGCAGUCCAGCACUUUAAGGGUGUUUUUUUGGCCAUUCCCGAUUUUACUGGAACCAGGAAAAACUUGGGAAUACGGGUUUCUUCUGGCAAAAAUGAAUUUGGAAUAUUUAAAGUGUCACUGAUCUGUCAGAGUAUUCCAGAGUCACCCAAAAUCCUGGGAGCAGUGGGAAUUCACAUCCCACCUGCUCUUUGGGGUGUCAGGGGAAACUGUGGAAUGUUUUCCAUGUGGGAAUGGGGGGAAAAGAAAAGGGGAUUUCCUCACAGAUCGGGUGGGAAUUGUCUCUCUGUGUGUCCCUGCAAGGUGUUCAAUAAAUCCUUUUAUUCCAAAGCCUCUUCCUGGUUUUCAGGGAAUUCCGAGGGGAGCAGCUUCCCUGGCUUUGCAGGAA